AUGUUUUCCUCUCUGCCGUGGGAGGUUUUUCCGCCGCACGUGGUGGUCUCACGCCAGCCUCCUCCAUUGGUCUUUCAGCAAUUUCUUCGCCAGUCCUGUCUGAGUGCAGCCCGCGACUCCAUCCCUCCACUCACAUCUACCAUAAGUCUUCGCCUUGAAUGUCUUCAAUACCUCUCGACUCUAUGUCUAAACUUCUCCUGUUCUUUAUCCUUUCCUUGCUGGGAAAGGGUAUUCGAUCCUCCUCCUCCCACUCGCUGGGUCCUUCGUCCUGUUCAGGGUGUCUCUUUUUUAGAGCCUUCUGACUGCUUGAUUGGACCUCUUCGUCUUUUUUCUUCCUUUUCUUCGGACAUGGGGGGUGAUGGCGAUCUCACGGGGGUUCCAACUCUGUCACUCGGACUGCUUCGUUUAUCUGGUCAAGUCGACCUAUCUCUCAUCUUCUUCGGAGUCUUCCUCCGUCUCCAUUCCUUCCGGUUCAACCAGAGUUACCUUCCUUUUCCUUGUCUUCUUAGGCCUCGGCUCGCUCAUUUCCAGUUUUCCUUCUCUCUGGUGGAUUUUAUAGUAGACAGGGUCUCCAACCUUCAAUUCUACCACCUUUCUUUCAGCAUUCACCCUCUCAUUUCUUUUCUUCUGGGCCCUCUUUAUUCUUCUUCUGGCCUAGAUAAUACAGCCUUUCCUCUAUUAUGGCAUACUUGGUGGUCUCUCCUGCCUUUACCUUUUCUCUCUCAGAGCAGCUAUUUCACUGUCUGCUUGCUCCUUUUCAAUUCCUUCUGUCCAGUAGGGAUCGAUCUUUCUUCCAGUUGCUUCGGUAUUCUUGAGAGUAAAUCUGCGCACGUGUUUUCUUUUCCUGCCAAAUACUCUAUCUUACAGUGCUUCCUUCGUUCCUCCUCGAAUCUCACCCGAUUCAGAGUUCGUAGGGGAAGUGCUCUUCCUAUCUUCUCCCCUCUCCUAACCUUGAUAGUCUUUUGGGCCUGGUUCACCAUCAUAAUGGGCACCAACUCGGCUGCCUCCACUACCGUUUCGCACAGGGUUACCUCGUUAUCUUCUAGGCCCUUUUCUUCUACAGGGACCAACUGCAGAGGUCCUCUCCGUACCUUUUUUUCUGACAUUAGCCUACCCUUUCCCGACACUGCGGUCCUAGGAGGUAACUUUACAUCUUCCUCCACCACUAUGGUUAUCUCUUCCUCUGGUGGGCAUCCCAAUGGCGUUCUCUCGCCGUUCACCACCAACACAGUAGGAUUAAACUCAAUCUGGGCCCUUGGCUCCGGAGCCAAUCUUUCUCCCAAGAUUGCCUCCGUACACAGGUCGGGGGUUACGUAA
Acanthosepion pharaonis is the source of this 1317-nucleotide messenger RNA. Lineage: Eukaryota; Metazoa; Mollusca; Cephalopoda; Sepiida; Sepiidae. The record is from the annotation of a GenBank genome assembly.